CAACUCAAGUUUAUUCUUGAUAAUCAAGUAAGGGCAAAAGAAAAUCAUGAAGAGUGAUCAAAAGUCAACGAGAAUGACUUUAGUUCGUCGAGUUUCUGAUUUAUUCAGAGAAAAAAACAACAGUGGAUCACCACGAUUAUUUAAUCAUUCAUCAAUGGAAAAAUUACGUCAUUGCUGUCAAAAUCUUAAUUUAUUUCCAUAUCUACUUUAUUCACUUGAAAAUGCCAAAAAUAAUCAACUUAAUUUUGGUCAAUUAUUUCGAAUAAUUAGUGAAAGAAUAUUUCUUUUUUAUGUCAAUAUACGUCAGCAUAAUUUAUAUGGUUUACGAUUAAUAUCUGAUAGUAAAAAAAUUCAAUCAGAUAGCCAAAGUAGUAGUAAAAAAUGUGUAAUACAAAAAUUUUCAAAAUUUCAAAUUGAAAAACGUAAAGAAAAUUCAUUACUUAUUAUAUUAGCUGUUUAUCUUGCACCAAUUUUAUUGGCAUUUCAAUUAAUUGGUAUUGUUACAUUAAUUUUAUUUGGUGAAUAUACACCUGGUUUUCUUUUUCUAUUUUUUUCUAUCAUUUUUUUGGGCUAUAUUUCAAUGAAAAUUUUUACUAGAGAUACUACAAGCCAAGAUAAUAAACAAAAACUAAAAUAAUCAUUUUUUUUUCUACAUCAUUAUAAGAGUCUGAAAGAAAUUUUAAUUUGCUCAUUUGUCAUUUAAAAUAGUAUGCAUUAUUCAUCAGCAUUUAUUGUGUUUAUUAUAAUUUUUUUUAUGUUAAGCAAUUUUCUCUAAACAUGCCAUAUCAUAAAUUAUAAAUUUUAAGCUCAUUUAAUUCUUUGAAAGAUAAUUAUUUAAAAAAAUAAAAAUUACAACGACAAUAGUUUUAUAGAAUAAAUAGUAAUAUUAAAUUUAUACUAAUUUUAUGUAUAUUAAACAUUACUUACUAUUACUUACUAAGAAAAAA
This is a messenger RNA of Aphidius gifuensis, 947 nucleotides long. RefSeq lists its product as uncharacterized. The transcript has 2 exons. The coding region runs from base 47 to 637 and encodes 196 amino acids. The record is from RefSeq and is a predicted model, not a curated record. NCBI's taxonomy places the organism in Eukaryota, Metazoa, Arthropoda, Insecta, Hymenoptera, Braconidae.